Molecule: messenger RNA, 1795 nt
Organism: Danio aesculapii
Lineage: Eukaryota; Metazoa; Chordata; Actinopteri; Cypriniformes; Danionidae
Gene: aifm4
Product: apoptosis inducing factor mitochondria associated 4
Exons: 20
Coding region: 146-1738 (530 amino acids)
Cellular component (GO): cytoplasm
Molecular function (GO): 2 iron, 2 sulfur cluster binding; flavin adenine dinucleotide binding; oxidoreductase activity, acting on NAD(P)H
Source: RefSeq, a predicted model, not a curated record
AGCUGGUUUCACAACUAGUUAUCCUCAAUGGGCUGCAAACAAACCGACUGGCAGCAGUUUGACAACCGGAUGAUUUUAUCUGGACAGAUACCCCAAGUGUCAAGUUAAAUCAUAUUUCUCCAAUUUACUAUAAGUUUAUAAACCAAUGGAGGCAAAACACUGUGAAGAGGUCACGGAGAUGGUGUGUUUAGAGUCCGAUCUGCAGGAUGGACAAAUGAAGCAGGUUCUGGUGGAUGAGAAUAAAAUCCUGUUGGUGCGCAAUAAUGGAGAAUUUACUGCUGUCGGUGGUCUUUGCUCUCAUUAUGGUGCUCCACUUAUCAAAGGUACGUUGAUUGGAGAUCGAGUUCGGUGCCCAUUUCAUGGAGCGUGUUUCAAUACUAAAACUGGAGAUAUUGAAGAAUUUCCUGGCCUGGAUUGUCUGCCUAAAUUUAAAGUCAAGGUUGAGGGUGGUAAAGUCUACGUGACCAGUGAUCAAAAGAACCUGAAGAAGCGCAUUAAGAAAAUGAGCAGUCGAGUGCCUGGAGUCAAUCACACAGUUGUUUUGAUUGGAGGAGGCCCGGCUUCAUUGCAGUGUGCAGAAACCCUCCGUCAGAAUGAUUAUGGUGGGAGAAUUAUAAUGGUUACCAAAGAUGAACAGCUGCCUCUGGAUAAAACCAAACUUAGCAAGGCAAUGAAUAUUGAAAUUGAAAAGGUGCUGCUACGACAAAGUGAUUUCCUUCAACAACAUGGAAUUGAAGUGUGGACUAAAAAAGAGGUAAAAUCUGUGGACACAGAUGCUAAAACAGUGACUUUCCAGGAUGGCACCAUACAAAACUAUGAUCAGCUCUUGAUUUCUACAGGUGGCAGAGCCAGACCUCUGCAGUGUCCUGGUGCUGAGCUAGAAAAUAUAAAACUGCUGCAGACCUAUGAGGAUGCCUCAGAAAUCCAUCAAAUAAGUGCGGGCAAAAAGGCUGUCAUUGUUGGAACUUCAUUUAUAGGAAUGGAGGUUGCUGCUUAUCUCUCUGACAAGGCAGCCAGUGUCACUGUUAUCGGAAGCAGCAAGUUUCCUUUCCAGGCAUCACUGGGAUCAGACAUUGGAAAAAUGACGAUGCAGAUGCUGGAGGAGAAAAAUGUGAAGUUCUACACAAGUAACGGUAUGACUGAAAUUCGAGGUGAAAAUGGAAAGGUCAAGGAAGUUGUUCUGAAAAACGGUGAAGUCCUUCCAGCGGAUAUUAUAAUUGUGGGCAUUGGUGUCAUUCCCAACUCUGAUUUCCUUAAGAAAACACUGGUGGAAAUUGAUUCACGCAAAGCUGUUGUUGUUGACAAGUUCAUGAAAACCAACAUUCCUGAUGUCUUUGCUGCUGGAGAUGUGGUGUCUUUUCCACUUGCUUUGGUCGGACAUAAGACAGUCAAUAUUGGACAUUGGCAAUUAGCACAAGCUCAUGGACGAAUCGCAGGCUUAAGCAUGUUGAAUCGACAGGUUGAGAUAAACACUGUGCCUUACUUCUGGACCAUGCUGUUGGGAAAAAGUAUUCGGUACACAGGCUAUGGAGAAGGAUACACUGAGAUUGUUUUCAAAGGAAGUACAGAGGAAAGAAAAUUCUUGGCAUUUUAUAUCAAGGAUGAAGAAGUUGUUGCAGCUGGCAGCUUGAACUUUGACCCUGCUGUUGCAAGGUUGGCAGAAAUGUUAUUCAUGGGGAAGAGGAUCACUAAGGCGCAGGCACAAUCUGAUGACCUCAGCUGGUUGCAGCUCCCAUGAAAGUGCUUUGAUCACACUUACCUCCAUGAUUUUAUUGAUUAAAGUUUGUUCAUCUGU